AUGGUUGAAACCGAGUUCGGUAUCACGGUCUACCUGCCAACAGAUGUAGAUGCUCGGGUGCAAGCGGUCUCCCUUGGUGGCACAAUGUGCGGUAUCCGCGGGGUAGCUAGAUUCAAUUUCAAAGUUUGGAAAAACUACUAUCUAGCCUGGGAGAGCCAGGAGGAACUUGCGACGAUUUUCAACCGGAAUUGCUCGUUCAAUGACGGCUGUUGCGUGGAGGCUCCUAUAAAGGUGUCACGCACCCCUACUGGAGACGCUCGCAUUGUUAUUAUGGCAAGUGAUACGCCGCUAAGCCUGACCGAAAUUCAUGCAGGAGAGGGGAAUCAUGUCGGCAGAAUUGACUGCAAAUCCUCCCGACUACCGACCAACUUGACACCCAUACCACUGGUGGUCGAAUGCCAAACCACCGUGAGAUUUGAGAAUGACCACCUCCCACCAGAACGGGUCCUCAGUGUAGCCGUAUAUCAUGGAGAAGGUCUUGGCAAGCGACUAGUGGGCCACACGAGAGUACUCAUGAAGGGUACGCUUUGAGAGCGGCUGCGCCGAGGUUUCCUGCUCAGCUACUGCGUGCAACAGGUGUAGAGCAAGGACGGGAAUGAGAGUAGACAUCUUGUUUUGCUGAGAUAGAC
Aspergillus brunneoviolaceus CBS 621.78 is the source of this 629-nucleotide messenger RNA. RefSeq lists its product as uncharacterized. The record is from RefSeq and is a predicted model, not a curated record. The coding region runs from base 1 to 531 and encodes 176 amino acids. The transcript has 4 exons. Lineage: Eukaryota; Fungi; Ascomycota; Eurotiomycetes; Eurotiales; Aspergillaceae.